Molecule: messenger RNA, 1898 nt
Organism: Pimephales promelas (fathead minnow)
Lineage: Eukaryota; Metazoa; Chordata; Actinopteri; Cypriniformes; Leuciscidae
Gene: rab6a
Product: RAB6A, member RAS oncogene family
Molecular function (GO): GTPase activity; GTP binding
Source: RefSeq, a predicted model, not a curated record
AUCAUGGUAGGUUGCGGCGCAGAACGGGGCCUGAAUAGGCGGCUGAGAGUCUCUAAGUGAACCGAAUUACCGCUUUAUUCUCUUGUAUACAGCAAUCUGAAAGUUAUAGCAACACAUUAACAUCCACAGUAGGCCCAGCGGAACCGGCAGCAUGUCUGCAGCAGGAGAUUUCGGGAACCCGCUCCGCAAAUUCAAGCUGGUGUUUCUGGGAGAACAGAGCGUGGGAAAGACAUCACUGAUCACCAGAUUUAUGUAUGACAGUUUCGAUAAUACCUACCAGGCGACAAUAGGAAUCGAUUUCUUGUCGAAAACAAUGUAUCUUGAGGACAGAACAGUGCGGCUGCAGCUGUGGGACACAGCAGGACAGGAGCGCUUCCGCAGUCUGAUUCCCAGCUACAUCCGGGACUCUACGGUUGCCGUUGUAGUCUUUGACAUCACAAAUGUCAACUCGUUCCAGCAGACCACCAAAUGGAUCGAUGAUGUCCGAACAGAAAGGGGAAGUGAUGUCAUAAUCAUGCUGGUGGGAAACAAAACAGAUCUUGCAGAUAAACGGCAAGUUUCUAUCGAGGAAGGAGAAAGGAAAGCCAAAGAACUGAAUGUAAUGUUUAUUGAAACUAGUGCUAAAGCCGGAUACAACGUCAAACAGCUUUUCCGGCGUGUAGCAGCAGCUCUUCCUGGUAUGGAGAGCACACAAGACAAGAGCAGAGAGGACAUGAUCGACAUAAAAUUGGAAAAGCCGCCAGAGCAGCCGGUCAACGAAGGCGGAUGUUCGUGCUGAGGCUUCAGUCGACGUUUCUGUGCCGUGUCUCUUAUUGUCGUUCUUUUAGUUGCACUCGCCGCAUCUCUCUGGAUAUUCUGCAGAAGCGGAGGAAGUAGAACACUACCCAUCAUCCUCGUUACCUCUCGCCCACUCAAAUGACUUCGAAAGCACGACGUGGAUGUGUGUGAUGUUGCUUUUCUAUUAAUCGUUUCCGUUAAUCGUACACCUUUUGUGGUGUUUUUUUUUUCACUCUCAAAACGCUUUUUUUUCGUCCACGUUUCGUUUUAUGUGAAAUAAUACUUAUAUUACUGUAAUCAUGACACUAAUAGGAACAAAACAAGAUAUUAGAAGAAGGAUAUCCAGAUUUGAAUAUGCGACGAUUCUCUAAAUGUCGUUGUAUGAUACGAAGUGUCUAGAUUUCAUCAUAUGUGGCUGAAGCGCUUUGAAUCUGUCUCUUCUUCAGAAGGAAGAAAGGAAAUGUUUUGUGAGGAACAAGUGGUGCUUUAGCUCAAGCUUUGUGCUUUUUUCUGCUUCGAUUAUUUGAUUUUCUUCCAUCUGCUUUUGAGCAUUAGAAAGCCAAUAGCUUAGUCAAAGAGAGAUACAGUUAUUGUAAAGAAAUAUGUAUAUUAAGGGAAGUAUCAGAUCCGAUUUGACAGAUAAUAUGCAGCCGUUGCUUUCAAUGGUUUGUUUUAUUGGGCUUCCACUGAUUUGCUUUUUUGUUUUUGUUUUUUAUUAGCAUUGUAAAGUUUGAUUUAUUUUAAUAGAUGUGGUUUGUUUUCUCUUUUGAUUUGUUGAAUCAACCAUGAACCGUAAUAUUUAUUUGUAAUGUCUUUUUAAACACUGUUUGGUUUUUCAUCGUUCAUAGACCGAGACGUUCAGAUAUUCGGGCUCAAAGCAGCUGCCACAUUUGUUUUUAAAUGUACAGUGAUGUUUUGUCCCCAGACUGAUCUAAACGUUUCUAAGAUUUAGUGUAUUUUUUUGAGGGUUUGUUUUCUUUAAACUGUCUGACACAUUUCAGAUGAAUUUUAACCGGUUUCGUCUGGCAGUGCUGCUUGACGACAAUACUCAUUAUUUGCACUGCUAAAAUUGAUCAGCAUCUUUGAGACAUCCCUAAUAAAAUCUUUAUUUAGCAACAACA